AUGACCUCUUCAGCAAGUCAUUCCCCUUGUCCAAGUUCUUACACUCCUCCCAGUUCACCCAAGAGACUAAAGGUUGAAGGGGAUGACUUGAAGGGGUUUGGGGAUUCAAGACUAGGAUAUAACCUACCCACUGGAGUGGGUUUGGAUUCUUCUUAUCCAGCUGCAGCAUUAGCACAUUCCAUGUUUCAAGCUGCUGCUUCCAAUCCUGUAUUCCUGCUUCAUCAGGCCAAUGCUGCCUUCUCUUCUGGAGCUUUUGGGUCAGUGAGAAUGGGCACCCAGACAGCUUCCAAUUACUGGACCAAGAAACUCAGGUUAACCAUGGACAAAAUGCAGGGCAUGGGCUACUCAGCGCCCAUGCAGACCCCAGGCCCCACUGGCAUGACUGCCUGGCCCAGUACUGGGUACCUUAAUGGCAGUCCUAGUCCAGGUGCUGCAAGUGCAGCAGCAGCUGCUGCAGCUGUUGGCAAUGGCCUUUCUGGGUCCAAUAAGGACUCUGUGUUUGGACUACCAAAUACUGUUGCCUAUGACUUGUGUGUGGUCUGUGGUGACAGGGCAUCAGGGAGGCACUAUGGUGCAGUGAGCUGUGAAGGAUGCAAAGGAUUCUUCAAGAGGUCCAUCAGGAAGCAACUUGGAUACCAAUGCAGAGGCAACAAGGACUGCCAGGUGACCAAGCAUCACAGGAACAGAUGUCAGUUCUGUCGCUUGAGGAAAUGUCUGGCCAUGGGCAUGCGCAGUGACUGUAGGUCUGUGCAAUCAGAAAGGAAGCCUUUGGUGGAGAGUCAAGGGAAUGGUGGAAGAAGCAAAGGUGCCACCAGCAGAACCAGUUCUUACAGCACCUCUAACAUCCCAUCACCAGCUUCUGUGAAAUCUGAGUUUGUGGCUCCUGAUUCACCAUUCUCAGUUUAUAGCUCAGGAGGUGCUCCUCAAACUGUGCUGGACAGUCCUGACACUGUCAUUGACUUCACUCAUUCACACACCAAAACUCCAAGAUACAAGAGAAAUUUGGACAAUAGUGACCAGGCCUCAGAUGGUGACAGGAAUGAACCUCUGAGUGCAGAUGUGGAGAAUGACAAAUUUGACUUCAGCAAUGACACCAACUUACAUGAAGGGGAUGUUGGACAAGAAGAAGCUUUAGAUUACAAGAAAAGUCCUGGAAUUAGCAAAGAAAGGUCUGAGCAUUGGCACAGAUCAGGGACUGGAAUUGGCAACCCUGUGAUUGACCCCAACAACAACCCCAGGAGACACAGUCUGGCAGCCAGACAAAAGGUCUCCAGUUGUAUACCAAGUGUAGCUGCUGCUGUUGGGUAUCUUGACCUAAUUCAGCAAGUUAUUAAAACUGAUUUGCCAAUUGAGGACAUGGAAAUUGAACCUGAAGAAGUGCUGAAAUUUUUGGAUGAAGGCUCAACUGCCUUCACUGGGUCAGUUGUGUUCCAGGGCUCUUGGGCAAACACUGAUGCCCUGAGAAGCCCUGCAGUUUCUAUGGACAAUGACAGAAAUGAUUCCUGUCACCAGUCUCUAUAUCUGAAUGCCUUGCAUGUGAUCUGUGAGUGCUCCUCCAGGCUGCUGUUCUGCUCUGUCCAGUGGCUUGCCAAUUUGGCCUCCUUCUCUGCAAUGAGUGUUGAGAAUCAGGUGUCACUAGUGCAGGGCAACUGGUGUCCCUUGUUCCUGAUAGGUGUCACCCAAGUGAUGUCUUCCAAAGGGAGUGACUCAGGGGAUGAAAAGAACCCUGCAGACUUAUUGCUUCCAACUGUGGCACGCCUUCUUAUUCACCAGAGUAGUGUCAUUUCUGGAGAUGAUUCUGACAAGUUUAUUGAGGCAAAAAGCUUGUGGAAGUUACAUGGAUUGAUGAGAAGCUUGAAGAAAAUUGCCCCUGAUGCCAUUGAGUAUGACUACCUGAGAAUACUGACAACUUACACCCCAGCUUCCAUGGUGUUGGAGGAUGACAGAAAUUCAGUGGACUUGCUGAGGAAAGCUGCUCUCAAGGGUUUACACCUGCAUGAAGUCAAACAGGUUGAAAACAGCCCUGAUUCAGCCAUGAAGAAAGUUUCAGACUUGCUGGUGAUGAUUUCUGACCUGAGAAUGGUGGACCCAGAAGUUGUGCAUCAACUGUUUUUCUCUCCUCUUUUGGGGCAAAUACCAGUGGAAAACAUUGUGCCUUAUCUAUUAUCAUGUAAUUCGACCAUGGCUGGAUCAAAAGGUACAAAUACGUACAAUCGUCAAGGAUGGGAAGAUGCUGAAUUCCCUAUUCUGUGUCAAACGUGCCUCGGAGACAAUCCGUAUAUCAGAAUGACUAAAGAACGCUAUGGCAAGGAAUGUAAAAUCUGCACGCGUCCCUUCACCGUAUUUCGAUGGUGUCCGGGCUCCAGAAUGCGCUUUAAGAAAACGGAAUUGUGUCAGACGUGUGCGAAGCUCAAGAAUAUAUGUCAAACAUGUCUUCUUGAUCUUGAGUACGGCCUUCCAACUCAAGUUCGAGAUCAAGCUCUUGCGCUUGCUGACGACAUACCGAAGUCGGACGUGAAUAAGGACUUCUACAUUCAGAACGUGGAACGAGAGGAAUUCCCUAUUCUGUGUCAAACGUGCCUCGGAGACAAUCCGUAUAUCAGAAUGACUAAAGAACGCUAUGGCAAGGAAUGUAAAAUCUGCACGCGUCCCUUCACCGUAUUUCGAUGGUGUCCGGGCUCCAGAAUGCGCUUUAAGAAAACGGAAUUGUGUCAGACGUGUGCGAAGCUCAAGAAUAUAUGUCAAACAUGUCUUCUUGAUCUUGAGUACGGCCUUCCAACUCAAGUUCGAGAUCAAGCUCUUGCGCUUGCUGACGACAUACCGAAGUCGGACGUGAAUAAGGACUUCUACAUUCAGAACGUGGAACGAGAGUUGCAAGGUACUGACGGUACGGUGGCAGGCGGUAGUAUAGGCAAAGCUCAACAAACCAGCGACUUGUUGAUGAAACUCGCGCGAACAACUCCUUAUUACAAGCGCAACCGACCUCAUAUAUGUUCCUUCUGGGUCAAAGGAGAAUGUAAACGUGGUGAGGAAUGUCCGUACCGGCAUGAACAGCCUACUGAUCCGGACGAUCCUCUCAGCGACCAGAACAUCAAGGACCGGUAUUAUGGUGUAAAUGAUCCGGUUGCGGAUAAAUUGAUGCGACGCGCUGCUGCCAUGCCCAAACUUGAGGCUCCGGAGGAUAAGGGAGUUACGACGUUGUACAUCGGAAACUUGAGCGAGAAGAUCGGAGAGAAGGAAUUGCGGGAGCAUUUCUAUCAUUACGGUGAGAUUCGUACAAUCUCUGUCGUGCCGAAGCAAAUGUGCGCCUUCAUCACGUACACGACCCGCGAAGCCGCCGAACUCGCCGCGGAAAAAUCCUUCAACAAGGUCAUCAUCCACGGACGCCGUUUGGCCGUCAAAUGGGGCAAGUCCCAGGCGAAACAAACCCCGGUUUACGCCGAGGAGCAGCAACUGCCGACUCUGGAGCCCGUGCCGGGUUUGCCGCCAGCUUUGCCUCCGCCAGAUUUCUUCAACCUUGGGGCGCUACCAACUACUGCUGCUGCUGUUCCUCCCGGCGCCGCCAUGAUACCUGGCCCGAGUUACAUGCUACCUCCGCCACCGAUGGUGGCCGGAUUUGGGCCAGGGAUUCAUUAUCCGUCGCAGGAUCCGAAGCGGAUGGGCGCCACGUAGGAAUAUGAAGAGAGUAACUCGUGCGACAUUCUGGCUCUUCUGGGGACAAAUUCCUCCCUUUUUUGUUGCAAAAUCUUUCCAGGUGUUUCGUUGUUUUAUACUCGCCCGUCGUCGUGUCUCUUCACUGGAAUCUUUGUAGUUGUGUAAAAUGACAUUUCAACAAAAAGGUUGCUUUCUCAUCAACUGAGAGGGGCUUGUUUGACUGGAUAACGUCGUGCUGCCCGUCGCACCAUCAAAAACAAAUAUUUAAUAAUUCUUCGUUGAAUAAAACCUCAACAAACUUAAAUUGGGAUUUUGAAAGGGGCUUGUUUCUGAAAAGGUGCCCAACAGUCGAGGUUGGCAUCUCUCAGGAAUAGGACAUAUUCUGCGAAACACAAUUGAUCAUAGAAAAUGUUUUAAGAGCUUUUUUACAAUACUGAGACGUACGGGUUGACAGUGUACUUUCUUUGUUUCCUUCUUCUUUUAUUAAGCCUUGAUCGGCCGUUAUAUGGAUAAAAGCCAUAAUUUUCGGUCUCCGAAGGAAUAAAAACACGUGGAUUGAAGACAUGUACUGUAUGUCCGGUUGAUUGAGGAACUUUUCUGAUUGUAUGGUACAGUACAACGUAUUAGAGUCUGUUUCUGGAA
Messenger RNA from Notodromas monacha, 4296 nucleotides. The record is from the annotation of a GenBank genome assembly. Lineage: Eukaryota; Metazoa; Arthropoda; Ostracoda; Podocopida; Cyprididae.